UUGCCUCAGACACUCGCGAACUCUUGAGAACUGUCCAUGCUCGCUGGUGUUUAAGUUAGCAGUUCAAUGGCUUCGAAUAACCUGUGGGCGCUUGAGGGGCCUGUCGCCGAUCAGCUCAUCAUUGAGACCCUGCUACGCGCAGGAGGUGCUAACGCUCUUAACGCCAAGGGCCCGGCCAACUGGACCAUCCUGCACAUGGCUGCCUACGGCGGCCGUCACCAGGUCGUGGCGACGCUGCUAGAAAAGGGCGCGCACGUGGACGCCGUGAUUGAUAAAGCUGGCUGGGCGCCCCUGCAUUGCGCCUCUGUGGCUGGUCAUGCUAGGGUGGUCCAGCUGCUGUUGCUGUCCGGAGCGGACGCGCAUGCCCGAGACAAGAAAAGCCGGACGCCGCUUCACCUCGCCUGCAAACACGGCCAUGCGGAGGUGGUGAAGCUGCUGCUGGCCGCCGGCGCCAAGCUGGAAGCAGAUGAUGAGGCUGGUUUGACGCUGCUGCACCGGGCGGCUAAGGACGGCCACGCGCGGGUGGUUCAGGCGCUGCUGGCGGCGGGGGCGGACAUCGAAGCCGGGGACGAGGACGAGGCGACGCCGCUGCAUUACGCCUGUUGGCUCGGCAAUCUGGAGGCUGUGCGGGUGCUGCUGGCGGCCGGGGCGCGGCACGAUGCAAACUGUGAAGGUACGAUGCCGCUGCACUGUGCGGCAGGCGCAGGGCAUGUGGAGGUGGUUAAGCUGCUGCUUGAGGCGGGGGCAGAUAAAAACGCGUUGUCCACGCUCAUGGGCACGCCACUGCAUGCCGCUUGCUACCAGGGGCAUACAGAGGUGGUGGAGGUGCUGGUGGCGGCGAGCGCGGACCUCAACAGCCUAAACAAGGAGCGCCUCACCCCGCUGCACAACACGGCACUGGCUGGCCACACGGAGGUGGCUCGGCUGCUGCUGGCUGCGGGCGCAAAGCACCUGGCGGGCAGGGCGGGCAACACGGCUCUCCACUUGGCCUGCUCGGCGGGAGGAAAGGUCGAGGUGGUGGAUCUGUUGCUUUCCACGGGUGCUGACAAGGACGCCCGAAACGCGUUCGGCCUAACGCCACUGCAUGUGGCCAGCCGGUGGGACCAACCAAAGGUGGUGGAGGUGCUGGUGGCGGCCGGUGCCGACACACACGCCACCUGCGACCGGGACGCACCGGGGCUGCUGCCGCGGUCUCCACCCUCAGCCGCAGCGGGCGGCGGGGUUGUGGCUGCCGCUGGGCAGCCGCGGGAGCAGGGGGUGGUGGAGCUGCUGCUUGGGGCGCUGGGGCACAAGGCGGCGGUGGCGGCGGGGCCCGAGAAGGACGGCUGGACGCCGCUGCAUGUCGCCUGCUUCAUGGCACACACCGGGGUGGUCCAGGUGCUGCUGGCAGCGGGUGCGGGUGCGGGUGCCAGCACGAGCGAGCGACAUGCCAGCAGCGGCUGCAACGAGAUCCGGCCCGCCGCCGUCAGCAGGGCGGCGGGAAAGGCGGCUGUAGCAGCAGCACCACCACCACCACCACCAGCAACAGCAGCACCAAUAGGAGCGGAAGGCAAGGAGGGAGAGAGGAGGGGAGACGAGAUGGAUAAACGAGAUCCAGUGGCGCUUUCGGCGGUUAGCCGCUGCUCGGCCCCUGGUCCGGCGGUUUGUCCGGCGGUUGGGGAGAAGCGGCGGCACCAGGGCGCGGAGGCGGCGGCCCAGCAGGAGGAGGAAGGCAUGAGCCGCAGCAGCAGCCGCAGGCUGGCGUAGGCGGAUGCUGGGGGGAGGCGGGCACGCCGGCGACGACAGGUGUGGUCCUUGAUGUAUGGGAGGCCUCGUGUCUGUUCGUGUCAGUGCAGAUGUCCGGUGCUAUCACUAAGAUCUUGGCGGACACCUGUGCACUUGCCAGCGCCGUCUGGAAAGCAGUCUAGAGCAGUCUAGGGCAGUCUAGGGCAGUUUGGCAAGUGCCCAGAUGUCCGCUAUGAUGUCCAGCUGACACACGAGUGCCAUAACUGCCAUUGUAACAGAGGACAAUU
Chlamydomonas reinhardtii is the source of this 2012-nucleotide messenger RNA. RefSeq lists its product as uncharacterized. Bases 67 to 1746 code for a protein of 559 amino acids. The transcript has 15 exons. Lineage: Eukaryota; Viridiplantae; Chlorophyta; Chlorophyceae; Chlamydomonadales; Chlamydomonadaceae. Gene Ontology annotation, molecular function: protein binding. The record is from RefSeq and is a predicted model, not a curated record.